Candidozyma haemuli is the source of this 1710-nucleotide messenger RNA. It is a transcript of the gene THI20, whose product is annotated as trifunctional hydroxymethylpyrimidine kinase/phosphomethylpyrimidine kinase/thiaminase. Bases 1 to 1710 code for a protein of 569 amino acids. NCBI's taxonomy places the organism in Eukaryota, Fungi, Ascomycota, Pichiomycetes, Serinales, Metschnikowiaceae. Gene Ontology annotation, molecular function: hydroxymethylpyrimidine kinase activity; phosphomethylpyrimidine kinase activity. Gene Ontology annotation, cellular component: cytosol. The record is from RefSeq and is a predicted model, not a curated record. The transcript has a single exon. Gene Ontology annotation, biological process: thiamine biosynthetic process.
AUGCCUAAAACUACUUAUAUCGAGCUCCUAAGCCCUCAGGUCACCCCCAAAUCGCUCCCUGCAGUUCUCACCGUUGCUGGACUGGAUUCCUCAGGAGGUGCUGGUAUUGAGGCAGAUAUCAAAACCAUCAAUGCCCAUGGAGUCUAUGGACUUACUUGCAUUGCAGCAUUGACUGCUCAGAAUACUUCUGGAGUUGAGGCAGUCGAGCAAACACCAAUUGAACACUUGCGGAAGAUCCUCAAGAAGAACUUUGAUGAUUUCGUCGAGGGUUAUAAGGGUGAGCACCCAUUGAAGGUGGUUAAGACUGGUAUGCUUACUGAGGCAGCUGCCACGGUACUUUCCGAGAAUGUGGAUUAUUUAAAUAAGAACGAUGUGAAGAUCGUUAUGGAUCCGGUUAUGGUGAGUACUUCGGGAGUCACUUUGACUGAUAACAAGACUGUGCAAUUGUGCUUCGAUAAGAUCUUUCCUUCGACUUUCUUGUGUACUCCAAAUUACGUUGAGGCCUUGCAAUUGUAUGGAGCAAAGGAGGGUAAAGAACCAGAAGUGAAAUCGCUUGCUGAUCUUGAGAAGCUUAUUGUGGCGUUGCAGCAGGUUCUCAAAUGCCAGAACCUUUUGGUGAAGGGAGGCCAUAUUCCAUGGACUAAGGAUGGCAAGUUGGCUGAACAGAAGAAUGGCGACGAUUUGGUCAUUGCCGAUGUGCUUUAUGAAUCCAAGGAGGACAGAAUCACUGUGUUCAAGUCGCCAUAUAUCCUGCUGGAGAACACUCACGGUACUGGAUGUACAUUAGCCAGUUCAAUUGCAUCCAACGUUGCCAAGGGAUUUACUCUUCAACAAGCCGUUCCGCUUUCCAUCAACUAUAUUCACACGGGCAUGCUCAGCUUGGCGCUGAAGUUAGGUCAUGGCCAUGGACCUGUUGAUCAUACUAAUAUCGCCAACAAUAGCGUUCAGACUGUCAUCAAGGGUUCUGAUUCGCUUAAGAGCGAUUUGAAGGAGAAGCACGGUGGAGCACUUUCGUUCUUCAAAAACCACGAGUUAAUCAAAGAUAACUGGAAGAGAUACACCGAACAUCGGUUCGUUGAGCUUGUGGCCACAAACAAGCUUCCGUUCGAUAAGUUUCUCUUUUACUUAAAGCAGGACGUUUACUAUUUGGUGAACUAUGCCCAGAUCCACGGUCUUGCAGCCCUGGUGGCUCCAUCUUACGAACAGAUCCAUGCUCAAGCUGAAGUUAUCGAUAACAUCAUGAAGGAGAUUGAAAGACAUAAGGCCAAGUUGCUCAAGAAGUACAAUAUCGAUUUCGAUAAAGCUGAUUUGGAUUCAGAGCUCCAGCCUGCCAAGCCAUGCAUUGCCUACUGUGACUACUUGUUGAAGGUGGGUAAAACGCAAGACUUCUUGGGUAUCAAGGUAGCCGUUGCUCCAUGUCUUCACGGAUACGCCGAAGCAGGUAUCUAUGGCCUGAAGAUUCGUGCUCAGCAUGAUGGAUCUUUGGGUGUCUUAUCGUCAAUAGACGAAUCUGAAGUGUAUGGUUCAUGGCUUGACGAUUACACUUCCGACUGGUACACUGAAGCCAAUGAGAUUGGUAUUAAGGUCUUGGAUGACACCAUUGCUGCAGUUGAUAUUUCUGAGCAGAGGUUGGAUGAGUUGACCAAGAUCUUCAACGAUGUGACAUUAUUGGAAAUCGCCUUCUGGGACGAAAUCACUGAAACUAUAUAG